CCGAGCCCCGCCUCUUCCCCGGGCUCGAGCGCCAGGCGAAGGCAGACAGGCAGGUAGCACACGCCGGCCAUGGCUCUCUUUCACUCCAGUCGCCUCGUGUCGCCUUGCUUGGCGUCCCUCUCGGCCCGAGCCAGCUCCUGGUGGGCUCAUGUGGAAAUGGGACCUCCUGACCCCAUUCUGGGGGUGACAGAAGCUUUCAAGCGGGACACCAACAGUAAGAAGAUGAACCUGGGAGUCGGGGCAUACCGAGAUGACAACGGGAAGCCCUAUGUCUUGAACUGUGUCCACAAAGCAGAGGCCCAACUAGCUGCAAAGAACUUGGACAAGGAAUACUUACCCAUUGCGGGGCUGGCAGAGUUCAACAAGGCGUCUGCUGAGCUGGCUUUGGGAGACACAAAUGAGGUUAUUAAGAGCGGACGGUAUGUCACUGUGCAGUCAAUUUCUGGAACUGGAUCUUUAAGAGUGGGUGCCAACUUCUUGCAACGAUUCUUCAAAUAUAGUCGUGAUGUCUACCUCCCUAAACCAUCCUGGGGCAAUCACACCCCCAUCUUCCGGGAUGCCGGGAUGCAGCUCCAGAGUUAUCGGUACUAUGAUCCCAAGACCUGCGGCUUUGACUUCAACGGAGCUGUGGAGGACAUUUCUAAAAUUCCGGAGCAAAGUGUCAUUCUCUUCCAUGCCUGUGCUCAUAAUCCAACUGGUGUAGACCCUCGGCCAGAGCAGUGGAAGGAGCUGGCGGCCGUAGUGAAGAAAAGGAACCUCUUUGCCUUUUUUGACAUGGCAUAUCAAGGCUUUGCUAGUGGGGAUAUAAACAGAGAUUCCUGGGCUGUCCGCCACUUCAUUGAGCAAGGCAUUAACGUUGUGCUGUCCCAGUCGUAUGCGAAAAACAUGGGCCUGUAUGGGGAGCGCGUGGGUGCCUUCACUGUAGUUUGCAAGGAUACCGAGGAGGCCAAGCGAGUGGAGUCCCAGCUAAAGAUUCUGAUCCGCCCCAUGUACUCCAACCCUCCCCUCCAUGGGGCUAGGAUUGCCUCUACUAUUCUCACCAGCCCCGACUUGCGAAAGGAAUGGCUGCAAGAAGUGAAGGGGAUGGCUGAUCGGAUCAUUGGCAUGCGUUCUCAGCUGGUGGCAAAUCUGAAAAAAGAAGGCUCCUCUCAUAACUGGCAACACAUCACCGACCAGAUUGGCAUGUUCUGCUUCACAGGCCUGAAACCUGAACAGGUGGAGCGGCUAACCAAGGAGUUCUCCAUCUACAUGACCAAGGAUGGACGCAUCUCAGUCGCAGGCGUGACAUCUGGCAAUGUGGCUUAUCUGGCCCAUGCCAUUCACCAAGUCUCCAAGUAAACCAAGAGUUGAGUCGAGUUGGAUCAGAUAGCCUUCUCUUCCACCUUCUUUGGACAGUUGAACAUCAGAGAAUGGGGGGGGGGGAGACACAGAAUGGCUUUCCCCCCCAAUGGCACUCAAACGUCACUGAAUGUAUUUCUGUAGAGGUCUUGUCCUCUCUCCCAUUCCCGCCAGUGUUGCUUGGCUCUAGGCAGAGCUGUUGAUUUGUGUUCUGCUCCUCUUUUCCAAAGAAAUUCAUCUGUGUGUUAACCAAAAAUGGAUCCUUCCUUGCUUUUAGAGGUUGUAGGGGAACCACUGGAAAUACAUCUGGCUUGAUUGACCCGCUACCAAACAUGGAUGGGGGUGUGGCUACUUCAACUCCUGUUGCAUUUUGGUCUGUCUUUCCCUGAGCUUUCCUCGUCCCAUGAAACACGUACUGUAAUUUGGAAGCUCUCCUCUUCUCAAAGAACAAAAGACUACAAAGGCUUGUGCUUCACAGGAGCUUUUUCUCCUGGGCAUUUUGGAAAGCCGUUGAAUCUUCCGAUUCCCUUUCUUUCAAGGCAGGCAAGGGCCCUCGAUCCCCCCAGUGGCUGCUACUAGGCAGGUGCAUUUCUGGGUGAUGACCAUGAAAAGGCUGCAGCCUAUAGCCUUCAGCUCACCCAUGUCUGUAGCCUUCCUCCAACAGAAGAAUGAUGCACAUUGGCAGAAAGCUCCUGAGGCUAGAGUGAGGCUCCAGAUGUAGCUGAAGGGAGUGGUAGGAUAGAAGCCAAGAGUCCCUGUACAGUUAUCUUUGGCCUGAGCAAUGGCAGCAAAUCAAGUCUGGAAGGGAAACUGUGUGUCACAUGGGCUUUAACCUCUGUUUUGGAAAGCCUUGUGGAAUCCUUUCUCAUCUGGAGGAGGGACUUGGGUUUUUUGCUAGAAUCAGUUCAGAGUGCCAGUUCAAGCUUGCUCUUUCCAGUCUCUGCCUAUCUCCCACCUGGUGUGGAGUCUUUAGAAGUGUGAUAUAUUUGGCAGCCCUUGGUAUCUGGGCCUGAGUAUGGCACAGCACAACUUCCCAGAGCUGAAGCCUGGGGACUGGCUACACCUUCUUUCCUUGAGGGCUGGGGCAAGCCUCUUCCUUUUCAAUCCUGCGCUAAAGAGAACUUGUUCAGGAGUUUGCACCCUUCCUUGAGCUUGGAGGGAGGGAACCCUCUUUCCCAUUCAGUUUCCUUGCCACUUGUAUAGUGCAGUGUUGCUCCUUUUAAAAUUGUGCCUUGUCUAUGUGGGAGGUCACAUUGGGACCUCAUCCUACUUUGGGGGGCUGCUGCCACUUCAGUCCAGAGAGAGAACAGAGGGCUGUAAGCUUUCACAGCUCCAGACUUCCCAAAUAACCCCACAGCAAUAAUUCCUAGACACCUGAGGCACAGUAUUAGCUAUUUCUCUUUUGCUCCCGCAAGCCUAGUGCCCUCAAGAGAUCCAGCGCACCAACCUCUGUGGUUUUUAAGGUUACUGACAUCAGAGGGCAGGUCCUACUGUCCAUCUUUGGCUGUGGGGAGGACUUAUAUACCUAUUUGUUUUGAAAAGAACGUGGGAAACAUCCCUGAGACACUUUCUAGGUGAAGGAGAAGUAGGUGUACCCCAGGAGAGACAGGCUGAAAUCUCUGCCUCUCUCCAAAAACAAGACGGCCAGUUCGGUUUCUGGAAAUUCAAUCCCUCUUUUCAUUCUCUAAAUUUCCCACCAGCCUGUUGCUUUCCAUGGCAGAUCUGCCCUUGCGUGGUAAGUGCGGAUACUGUGCAACUUCUGCUUUUGUUUUUUUCAAUUUGAUUUUCACCCUGGGCUUUCUGGUCUGCCAAAUCUUGUGGCUCCAUCUGUGAUGACUGAGUGCCAAAGUGUACAUCUCGCAUGGGAAAGUGUGCAGAAGUACCACAAUUUGGUCCUGCAGCCUGAACGAGAAGGUCAUCUUGGCCUUGCUUCUGCCGGCUAGAGCAAGAUGUGUGCUCUCAGCUGGAAUGAGAACUCCUCUUUGAGGAAGCACCCUUGGGACGGUUUCUUGAAAGUUGAAUGAGUUAGACAGACCAUUUCUCCCCAACCCUUCUUAUUUAUCAGUCUCCAGCCUAUCUGUCUGCCAGAGGCUGUAAUGGUAGCACAAAAAUGGGGUAUCGCCUGCUGGUCAAACCAGUAUCGCAGUUUGCUGCAUCUAUUGCUUGUUUCCUUGAGGUCAGUAACAGAAUGUUCCUUUUGAGUGCUGAAAAUGGUAUUACUAUUAGAAAGACUAGAGGCCCCUUCUUAUCAGAGGGAGAAGACGACGGUGCAGUAGUUGUGGAGGCAGCCAGUGCAUUCAGCACCUGUCUUUUAAACAUGCUUUGGCAGAACUACCAAGCUUUCCAAAUCCUCUGUGUUGCUGCUGCUUUUCUCAGAGGGGUUAAGAGGAGGGUGGUCAUUUCCAUGCCGUGGUUCUAGGCUGCCUUUUAGCUGUCUGAUUCCUGCCCUUGCCUCCUUUCCUUUUUCCAGAAGAAUCUUCUGCCGUUCAGUAUAAAUCAUGUAGGCCUUUAUACAGCCUAUUUGUUUCACAAAUAAUAAAACUGCUGUUCAUCUGA
Gekko japonicus is the source of this 3894-nucleotide messenger RNA. RefSeq names its product glutamic-oxaloacetic transaminase 2 (gene GOT2). Gene Ontology annotation, molecular function: pyridoxal phosphate binding; L-aspartate:2-oxoglutarate transaminase activity. The record is from RefSeq and is a predicted model, not a curated record. The coding region runs from base 70 to 1338 and encodes 422 amino acids. The transcript is spliced from 10 exons. Lineage: Eukaryota; Metazoa; Chordata; Lepidosauria; Squamata; Gekkonidae. Gene Ontology annotation, biological process: biosynthetic process; L-aspartate catabolic process. Gene Ontology annotation, cellular component: mitochondrion.